This is a messenger RNA of Olea europaea var. sylvestris, 1446 nucleotides long. Its product is annotated as transcription factor CYCLOIDEA-like. Gene Ontology annotation, molecular function: sequence-specific DNA binding; DNA-binding transcription factor activity. Gene Ontology annotation, biological process: regulation of secondary shoot formation. NCBI's taxonomy places the organism in Eukaryota, Viridiplantae, Streptophyta, Magnoliopsida, Lamiales, Oleaceae. The transcript has 2 exons. The coding region runs from base 225 to 1175 and encodes 316 amino acids. The record is from RefSeq and is a predicted model, not a curated record. Gene Ontology annotation, cellular component: nucleus.
ACGGUCUCCCAAUCUUUGAAAUUUCCUCCUCUUUCCUCUCCUCCAUCUUCCUCGACACACACAAGGUAAUCUAGGUUUUUCACAGACUGGCCACGUUUGUAAAUUUAAAUAAUUAACAUGUUUUCACUUAAUUUCAAGCAUGCCCUCGAAUCCCAGAAGAGAAACUGAUCUUUUCUUCACAUCCAAUGAAAGAAUAGGGUUCACCAUUACAAUCUUAACUCAAAAUGUUCUCUUCCAGGAAGAAUCCACACCUUCUUCCGCAGAUUGUACCUUCUUUUCACGCCUCUACCUCUUUUCUAUGCUUAAAUAGCAGUGAAAUUUUGCUUCGCCACCACCACGAUCUGCUUUCCAGCGAUUAUAAUUUCGCAGAAAAUGCUCCGGUUCUUCAGGCCGCCAUUGACUUGCCAGUUCCAAGCGACACAGCAUUAGGUUAUCAAGAUUUUGACAGGCUAAAUGUAGAUCUUGGGACUACUAUAAAUGCUUUUCCAAAAAGAAAAAGGACGGUGAAAAAUGACAGGCACAGCAAAAUAUUUACGGCUACAGGUCCGAGGGAUCGAAGAGUGCGGCUUUCCAUAAGUAUUGCACGCCAGUUCUUUGAUCUUCAAGAAAUGUUAGGUGUCGACAAACCAAGCAAAACCCUUGAUUGGCUACUGAAAAAAUCAAAAACAGCAAUCAAGGAGCUGAUUCGCACGAAACAAAGUACCGACAAUAUUCAUUCUUCCCCUUCUGAAUGCGGGAAUAAUAAAUCAAAUGACAACGGGGAAUCCUUGGGGACAAAUUUAAAGAAAAAAUCAUUGAUAAAUGCUGCCAACAGUAAAGAAGCAAAGGAUCCACAACAGGCUGCAGCAUUACUUAUUGCUAGAGAUUCAAGAGCAAGGGCAAGGGAAAGAACAAGAGAGAAACUGUGCAGCAAAAGGCUCCUCAAUGUUCAAGCCAAGCAGGUUUCUGAUUUCAGCCCACCCGUUCCAAGCCAAUCAAGGCCUUCUUCUUCAAGUCUAGGUUUUGAGCAAAACCUUAUAGUUUCAAGUGAUAUGGCUCCAAAUUGCCGUUCAUCUUCUCCCAAUUAUGAAGCUGAGAACUGGGAUAUUAGUAGCAUAAUCAGGCAAUCCAGUAUGUGUACGAUAUUCGACCAGCAUAAUAUUAUUAAAAGCCUCCCUUGGCAGGUCCGUGACUAGUUAGGUCGAGACUGAUUUAUGGUUCACCAGGUGCUUAAGCUAUGUAAGCUUUACUAAAUGUUUUUUCUCCCUUUUUUUAUCUAGCUAGUUUUCGGGUUGGAACAUUCAUGAAUUGUUAGUUCAUUUCAGUAUGUUAUUUUUUGUUAACAAUUUAGCCGUAGACCCUCAUUUAUUAAACAUUUUCUUUAUACUGCUGCCUGCAUUGGACGGGUCUAAUCUCGUCUUUAAUUAAUUAUCAUAUAUAAUCAGGUCAAAUACAAGUUAGAUUUUA